Messenger RNA from Pogona vitticeps (central bearded dragon), 5971 nucleotides. The record is from RefSeq and is a predicted model, not a curated record. Lineage: Eukaryota; Metazoa; Chordata; Lepidosauria; Squamata; Agamidae.
AUGGUUACAGCCUCCCCUUUUGUCACCAAAGCAAAGCAACUGCGUCUGCGCAGAGAUGACUUCGAGAUUUUGAAGGUGAUUGGGCGAGGGGCGUUCGGAGAGGUAGCAGUUGUGAGGAUGAAAGAGACAGAGAAGGUUUAUGCCAUGAAGAUUCUGCACAAAUGGGAGAUGCUGAAGAGAGCAGAGACCGCUUGCUUCCGGGAGGAGCGAGACGUGCUGGUUCAUGGGGACAGACAGUGGAUCACCACUUUGCACUAUGCCUUCCAGGACGAUCACUACCUGUAUUUGGUAAUGGAUUACUAUGCAGGUGGAGACCUGCUGACCCUCCUCAGCAAGUUUGAAGACCGCCUCCCUGAAGACAUGGCUUGUUUCUACCUGGCCGAGAUGGUCCUGGCGAUCGACUCCCUCCACCAGCUUCAAUAUGUCCACAGGGACAUCAAACCGGACAACAUCCUCAUCGACACAAACGGGCACAUCCGGCUGGCCGAUUUUGGUUCUUGCCUACGUUUACGUCCAGAUGGCACAGUGAUCUCUUCGGUGGCUGUGGGAACCCCUGACUACAUCUCCCCAGAGAUCUUGCAAGCCAUGGAGGACAGAAAAGGAAAAUAUGGCCCAGAAUGUGACUGGUGGUCCCUGGGGGUCUGUAUGUAUGAGCUGCUUUUUGGCGAGACUCCCUUCUAUGCUGAGUCUCUGGUGGAGACCUACGGGAAGAUCAUGAACCACGAGGACCAUCUGCAGUUCCCUCCAGACAUCACUGACGUCUCGGAGAGCGCCAAGGACCUCAUCCGAAAGCUCCUGUGCCACCAAGACUUGCGGCUGGGCCAGAAGGGCAUCCAGGACUUCAAGAGCCACCCCUUCUUUGAGGGGAUCAACUGGGACAACAUUCGCGACACCCCUCCACCCUUCUUGCCAGAGGUGGCCAGUCCCGCUGACACCUCCAACUUUGAUGUGGACGAUGAGACCCUUAAGGAGUCGGAGACACUCCCACCUGUAUCUCAUGCAGCGUUUUCUGGCCAUCAUCUACCAUUUGUUGGAUUUACCUUCACGUCUGGAAGCCUCCUGUUGGAGAAGCAGCCUGCAGCCUCUCCCUCCAGCACCUCUAGCACAGGGAAGCUGGAGAAGAAGAUCUGCCAUCUGGAACGGGAGAAGAUGGAGUUGAGCCAGAAGCUGCAAGAUGCUCUGGCAAAGGCACAUUUGAAGGCUCCAGCCAAGGACCUGGAGAUCAGAAGCCUCCAGAAUGAAAGGGCAGCCUUGCAGCAGCAGCUAGCAGGUAACGGUGGCCCACUUCUCCCCAACACACGGUCCUUCAUCAACUUGUCCGGCAAGACCUUACCUAGAGGCCUCACCUUCCUUCUGGGCUCCCAAGACCUGAGGACUAUCCUGCUCAUCGCCAUCAAGCUUACUGCCCUUCAGAAACCUAUUGAGACCAGGAGAGGCUCGAACCGGGAGCAUCCGCCUAUUACCCCCAUCACUACCUCGGAAUGCCUUGGGCCUCUCCCAACUGGUGCUUGCGCCUCUGCUUCACAGUUGGUUGCCAUCCAGAAGAACCAGCUGGAGACUGGGGCCUGCACCUUCUGUUCUUCUUUUCUGACAGAGAACCAGCUGGAGACUGACAGGGCCCAAAGGCAGCAGCUGGACAGGGUGGCAUCGGGGCAAGUGAAGACCUUGGAGGAGCGUGGCGUGUGUCUGGAGCAGGAAAAGAGUGAGGCCCUCCAGAUUUGUCAGUUAUGCCUCCUGUUGGAGAAGCAGCCUGCAGCCUCUCCCUCCAGCACCUCUAGCACAGGGAAGCUGGAGAAGAAGAUCUGCCAUCUGGAACGGGAGAAGAUGGAGUUGAGCCAGAAGCUGCAAGAUGCUCUGGCAAAGGCACAUUUGAAGACUCCAGCCAAGGACCUGGAGAUCAGAAGCCUCCAGAAUGAAAGGGCAGCCUUGCAGCAGCAGCUAGCAGAGAACCAGCUGGAGACUGACAGGGCCCAAAGGCAGCAGCUGGACAGGGUGGCAUCGGGGCAAGUGAAGACCUUGGAGGAGCGUGUGAAGUUUCUGGAACAGGAAAAGAGUGAGGCCCUCCAGGAUCUGGCCGAAGCCCAGGAGCAGCUUCGCGCUCAGGCCUGGGAGCUCCAGGAAGAACAGCUCCGGCAGAAGGAGACGGCCGAGGAACUGCGCAGCGCCGAGGCCAAGUGCGGGGAACUGCGGGCCCAGCUGUUGAGACACUCGAGGCAGCUGAGGGAGAGGCUGGAGGAGACGGAGGCAGCAGCGCGGCGGGUGGAGGGGCUGCGCAAGGAGCUUGCCCGCAGUGAAAGUGGACGCAAGGAGCUGGAAGCUCGGAUUGAGGGUUUGGUCAAUGAAGUCUCCAAGCAGCGGAAGGGGAAGGAGAGGUCUGAGCACCAGCUAAGGAGACUGAAGCAGGAGUUAGAAGACCUGAAAGGCAAACAGAGCACACCUCUCCUCCGUGGCUCCGGCUCCCGGCGGUCGGUGGAUGCCUCCUGCACCCCCAAGGAAGAGGUGCGGGGCUUACGGGAGCUGCUGAAAGCAAGGGAGAGGCAGCAGGAGGCGAUGCAGGCAGAGAUGGCUCAGCUUCGGGAGCAACUGGAGGCAGCCAGGGUUGAGAGGCGACAGAACCUUGAUCUGAAAGAGCAGAAUGUAGACAGGAGCCAGACCACCCUGCACUUACUGGACCAAGUGGGCUGCCUUGGCACUAACUGUCCGCAUCAUGAGCGAGAGUGGGCCGUCUCGGACGCAGAUAAGACAGCUGUUGGCAACUGGCAGAUGCAGAUUGCAGACCUCUUGCAGUGGGUGAGCGACGAGAAGGAGUCUCGGGGCUACCUGCAGGCCAUGGCCAACCGCAUGAUGGAAGAAGUGGAGGCUCUGAAGCAGGCGGGCUCCCAGAGCCCUGGACCAAAAACUCCAGACACCCUCUGGAAGGCUCGUCGACUUCAAAAGGUGGAGGCCUCCGCCAAGCUGGAGCUGCAGUCAGCACUGGAGGCCGAGAUCCGGGCCAAGCAGGGUGUUCAGGAGGAGCUGGAUAAACUGAAAGUGGCCCACGUGGCACUGGAGCGCCAGUUGCAGGAGGCAGAGAAGCUGAGCCGAGCUUUGCGCCUGGAGCUGGAGAAGACGAGAGGGGAGCUGAAGGCCCGGACUCUGGAAAGCAACAAGCACCAGGGACCUCUGAUUCCAUUCCUCUCCUUCCGAAGCAGCAACAAGGAUGCCAUUGCGUUUGGGGGCUUCACAGACCCUCCGGAGGCUUGGAAACCCACAGAUGAGGCCCAGCUGCAUCCCGAGGGGGGGAGGAGCCUGCGGUCCAACGCUCCCCAGUCUAUGUCUUCAAGCCAGGCAGUAAUACCCCCUUUGGAGAACACCACCGCUGGACCUCUCAUGCCAAAAUCGCACGCCUUCAGAGCCCACAGUUUCUCUUCGCCCACCAAGUGUAUGCGCUGCACAUCGCUGCUGGUUGGACUGGUCCGUCAGGGCUUGGUUUGUGAGGCCUGUAACUUUGUCUGCCAUGUUUCCUGUGCGGGAGGAGCCACCAUCUGUCCCAUGCCUCCUGAACAGCUGCAGAAAACAUUGGGGGUCAACCCAACCAAUGGGACUGGGACUGCCUUUGAGGGAUUCCUAUCGGUGCCCAAGCCUUCUGGAGUGAAGAAAGGCUGGCAGAGAGCUUUUGCGGUUGUCAGCAACUUCAAGAUUUUCCUGUUUGAUGUGCCAGAAGGGAAGACCUCACAGUGUGAUGUGGCCGUCAUGCACGUCACAGAUAUGAGGGACGAGCAGUUCUCGGUGGCCCCGGUGCUGGCCUCAGACGUCAUACAUGCCAACAGCAAAGAUGUGCCCUGCAUAUUCCGGGUCACGUCUUCUCAGCUGAGCUCCCCUCACACGACGAGUUCAACGCUUUUCUUGGCGGACAGCGAGGCCGAGAUGAGGAAGUGGGUGCAGGUGCUGACCGAGCUCCACCACAUCCUGCGGGAGAACCGACACCAUGACCGGACGGUCUACAUCCUCAAAGAGGCCUACGACAAUGGCUUGCCCUUCGUCCCCCAUGCCCUCUCGGCGGCCAUCAUCGACCGGGAGCGGAUUGCCCUUGGCACAGAGGAUGGUCUCUUUUUAAUUCAUCUCCGCACAAACGAUGUCCUGCAGGUGGGGGACUGCCGGCGGGUCCAGCUCCUUCUGGUCUCUCCCCAGGCGCAGCUGCUCACGGUGCUUUGCGGCAAAAAUCAUGGCGUCCGCAUCUUCUCCUGGGCAGAGCUGGAAACCCCGGAAGCCCCAGGGACCAAGCUGGUGGAGGCCAAGAACUGCCAAGCGGUGGCGGUGGGCCUCAUCUGCCGUGGGACCACCCCUGUGCUCUGCGUGGCCUGCAGACGCCAAGUCCUCUGCUUCCAGCUCGGGGCCACGCGCCCACCGCACCGGCGCAUCAAGGAGAUCCAGGCUCCAGGCUACGUGCAGUGCCUUGACGUCCUGGGGGACCGUCUCUGCGUCGGCUACCCCUCGGGCUUCUCCUUCUACCCUCUGCUCAAUGAGGGCCCCCCCGUGAACCUGCCCCACCCGGACGAUCCCCGAGCCGCAGCGGUGACCCAGAUGGAAGCUCUGAAGGCCGUGGAGGUCAGCCUGAGCGAGCUGGUCCUCUGCUUCAGCGGGUUCGGCCUCUACGUGGACGGGCAGGGGUGGCGGAGCCGCCCCCAGGAGCUGAUGUGGCCAGCACCCCCUCUCAGCUGCUGUUACAAUGUUCCGUAUCUGUCAGUAUUCAGUGAGAACGCAGUGGAUGUGUUUGAUAUCAGGAAAGCCGAGUGGAUUCAGAGUAUCUCUCUGAAAAAGGUCCGAGCCCUGAACCCUGAAGGUUCUCUUUGCACUUUUGGCAGCGAGAAGGUCCGCCUGACGUACCUCAGAAACAAGGCAGCAGACCAAGAUGAGUUUGAAAUCCCCCAGACAACAGAUAACAGCCGGCGGCAUCUCAUGAGGACGAGGCACAAGCGCCGCUUCUCCUUCCGGAUCUCCGAGGAGGAGCGGCAGCUCCAGAGGAGGGAGAUGAUGCGUGACCCCAGCCUCCGUUCCAAGCUCAUCUCUGCCCCAAGCAACUUCAACCACCUGGUCCACGUUGGGCCAAGCGAGCAGCACCCCAAACUGCAGGACCUCCACGUGGCCCAGGAAGAGAAGAGGCAGGAAGCGCAAGGACGGAUGCGUUGCAGCAGCUUUUCUGAGGCCCGCCGUCCCUUGUCCAUGGGCAGCGAUAGAACGGCGGCUUCUUUUUCAUCCACCUCCUCCUUGAAGCACAAAUCAGGCAGUUCCACGUCUGAGAACUCCUUCGCUUCCCGAUGGCACGUUUCUGGUGCCAGCACAGUGGCAAAGAUCUCUGAUCCAAGCCUUCCUCCAGGCCCCGGAAGCACGAGCUCCACAUGAUGGGCGGGACGCUUGGCUGAAGCCUCUUGACGGUUUGCUGCCAUGCUUGACCCAGAAGGAAACCUGCACCUCUCCGGGGCUGCUCAGACGCACCUGCUUAUUGCUGAAGAACGGGGCAGUGGCUGGCACAAAGCAAGGCGAAGGACCUUCCUCCAUCCCCCCCCGGCCGAGGGGUCUGGGAGGCGACAGCAGCACUACAGCCGGCAACCGUGUUUGGGGUUGGUGGCUGCCAAGCGGAGGCAAUCUUCUGACGUCCCCUCGCCCCACGGAGUGUGACUCCACUCGCAUCUCAGGGAAGCCUCAGCCCCCACCCCUUCAGCAGCUGCAGCAGCAGCACCUCUUACAGCCAGCGGCCGCUGCCCACCCUCUUCCCCUGGUGCCUUCCUCCCAACCCUCUCUCUGCCCCACCUGCCUCUCAGGAGCCUCAGGAUCUGCUUUCAGAUGAAACACUUUUAAAGACUCUGAAAGUUUACUUAAAAGAACAAACAAACAUGAAAAGCUAAACUGAUUCUUUUGCAAUGUUUUAAAAAGAAGACGAUAAAAAGCACACCAGCCAGGAGAUGUCGGGAGGACUAAACCGCCAAAAAAA